CGGCGCGUAACACCAUGCUUGGUUUAGCAGCUUAACUAGGUAGUGUCAAACUGGUCAUUGGGUUAUAUGAAGAAGUCAUUAAAUCAACCAGGAUUAUAUGGGUAUUAGGUUGCAUUAAUUCAAAGAGACUUUAUGACUUUUAUUUUAUUUAAUCUUUUUAAGAAGUUUAUUCAAAUGUAGACACACCCUCUCAUGAUUUUUUGUCCAGGAAAAAAAAAAAUUUACCCGCCUUUAGGAUUUAUUAAAAAUGAUUUAAAAAAACUUAAAUUUAAAAAGAGAAAAAAAGUAUAGAAAAAGAGAAUUUAUGAAUUUCAUUAUUCAUUUUAGACAUUGAUAGGAUUUUAUUGCCCCCAAAAAAUAUUUACACGAAAAAAAAAAAAACCCCUACAAAUAAAUAUCGAGACACAGUCUUUCCCUCUCAGAGUCGUCGUUACUGUACAGAUGGUUUUCAGAACUUGCGCUUCUCUUUUAGCAAGAAGCACUCCAAGAGGUAAGCUUUCAUACCCACCACUAAGACACACUAAUAACUCCGAUAUCAAACUAACGAACACAAAAUUCAAUGCCUCACUUUCCAACCCAGAUCUCCCUCUUGACAAUUUCUUAAAAUCAAACUGUAAAUCAGGCAACAUCAAUCUCAACGAUGCAUUAAGCUUCUUUGAUCAGAUGCUUCUCAUGCAACCCAUUCCUCCUACUUCAUCCUUCAAUCUAUUGUUAGCUGCAGUUGCCAAAAUCAAGAACCAUCACCAUGUCUUGUUGUUAUAUAAUCAAAUCAUAUCAGUCGGUGUAUUGCCUAAUUUCAUUACGCUCAACAUUUUGCUUAAUUGUUAUUGCAAUUUGAGUCGGGUUGGUUUUGGUUUCGGGGUUUUGGGUGGAAUUCUGAAGAGGGGUUAUGCCCCGAAUACUGUAACUUAUACAUCACUGAUGAAGGGGUUCUGUAUGGAGGGUGAGAUUGGUGAGGCGGUUGGGUUGUUGAAGAAAAUGGUGGGAUUGGGUUGUCGACCCAAUAUAAUUACGUAUGGGACUUUGAUUAAAGGAUUGUGUCAAUCGGGCAACACAAGCUUUGCACUUCAGUUGCAUGACGAAAUGUUGAAUGGGAAUGGUGGUCUCCGUUUCAAGUAUGAACCGAAUUUAGUUUGCUAUAGUACCAUUAUUGAUGGUCUUUGUAAAGAUGGGUUGAUAGAUAGGGCUAAACAACUCUUCUUGGAGAUGAAGGAUAGGGGAAUUUCGUCAGAUGUAGUUGUUUUUAGCUCCCUAAUUCAUGGUUUGUGUUAUGCAGAUAAGUGGGAAGAGGCCAAAAGUUUCUUCAAUGAGAUGUUGGAUCAAGGCAUUCGUCCUAAUGUAAUAACGUUUAAUGUGUUGAUAGGUGCACUUUGUAAGGAGGGGAAGAUCCAAGAAGCACAAAGGUUGUUAGACUUAAUGAUUCAGAGAGGUGAGGAGCCCGAUACUUUUACAUAUAACACUUUGAUGGAUGGGUUCUGUUUGGAGGGUAGAGUUGAUGACGCCAGGGAGUUGUUUGUUGUGAUGGAGACUAAGAGCCAUGGGCUUGAUGUUAUUAGUUACAAUGUGUUGAUCAAUGGGUAUUGCAAGAGUUGGAGGACAGGGGAAGCAAUGGGGCUCUACAGGGAAAUGCUUAGUAAGGGAAUCAGACCUACCAUUAUUACUUGCAACACUUUAUUAGCUGGUCUUUUUCAGCAAGGUAAUGUUAGGAACGCACGAGAGCUUUUUGCUAAAAUGCAAGUCCAACACAUGAUACCAAAUUCAUCUACAUAUAAUAUAUUCUUGGAUGGGCUUUGCAAGAAUGGCUGCCUUGUGGAGGCAAUGGAAUUGUUUCAGACGCUUGAUAGUAGAGGGUUUGAACCGAGCAUUAUAAUCUUUAACUGCAUUAUUGAUGGGUUGUGCAAAGCAGGAAAGCUUGAUAUUGCCAUGGAGCUAUUUAGCAGAUUGUCUCAAAAAAGUUUGGUGCCAACUGUUGUAACAUAUUCCAUCAUAAUUAAUGGACUUUGUAAACAAGGGCAGUUGGAAAAGGCAAAUGAUUUGUUUCUGGAAAUGGAAGACAAGGGUUGUGCUCCAAACAUAGUCACAUUUAAUACUCUUAUGCGUUGUUUUUGUGAGAAUAAUGAGGCACCAAAAGUGGUAGAACUUCUUCAAAAAAUGGUAGAGAGAGAAGUCACACCAGAUACAUCCACAGUCUCCAUAGUAGUGGACUUACUGUCAAAGGAUGAAAAAUACCAUGAAUAUUUGAAUAUGCUUCCGACAUUUCCUGCUGAGGGGCCAAAAGACAGAUGACAUGUUUAACGCAGUCACUAACAUGGGCUUUCGUUAACGACCCUAAUUUGAAAGAAUUUCUGGAUUAAGGUCAUACCAGAAGUAUGGCAGCAUGAAAGUGCAUUACCAAAGUCCCAAAGGAAAUCAUAUUUAAUUUUGAAGAAUACCUUGAUGGGUCAAUCUAACGAUGUUCUGAUAUGGGCAAUCUUUUGAGAUGACUAGUUAUACAUCUGCAAUGUAAUGUGAAACUCCAUGAAUCAAGAUGUUUGUUCAGAAACAUGGGCAUGGAACACAGUACGUGUCGAAUAUUUCCUCUUGCUCUCAUGAACUGAGAAAGCGGUAAAAACAAAUGGUUUAUCAAACAAGGGUGAUAAACAGAUACAAAGUUAGGUUUGACAGGUCUUUCCCUCCCAGUACCUUGCAGGAUUUGGGACUUGAGAAAACUUCCUGGAAGCCUUUUUAGCUUGGUUGAAAGGACAAAAAAGAUUCUGCAAAGGAAGAGCCAGAUGUUCAUAUUCCUCAUGCCUUGGAUGGUUUGCUGAGGGUUCGUAAUAGCAUUAUUAAUGGGGACAGUGAUCCAGCUCAUACUCCAUCUGGUGCUGGUGGGAUGGUUUGUACAAAAUCUAUUUAAGAAACUUCUACUUGUACAAUUCGUGUUCUUGGAGCAGGUAGUUUAUCAGUUCAAUUCCAUCCAGUAUCAUUUGAAUCUUGUUUGUAUUUACAAAAUAAGCAUUUAUCUGCUAUGAGAUGUCUUUCUUUUGUCCUUGUUGUUUCUAUUCCUUAAUGUUGUCUUUUUCUUCUGGUUGUGAAUUUUCCUUGUUUAUAUUUACUUCAUCCCAUACAUUCCUUUUACCUGUCCAAAUAUUUAUAGUUUGUUUUCUCAUCUUUUGCUGCUAGAGUUAUAUGUGUGAAAGGAGCAUUUAUAAUCAUUGAAACUCAUUUUAGCUCUUGCUGCAAUUAGGUGUUUUCAAUAUCCAACUUAUUAUUUCAUGGUAUCUGAGUAAAGUAUAUGGUCCUCAUUACUUCAGAAAACCUGCCACCCUUUCCUCCGCCAGAUGACAGCACUGUUGAGAUACAAGGGAGCCUGCAGGUGUGCAUAAAACAGUUGAACUGAUUGCAAACCAUCUUAGGAAAUUUUUAGUUGUUCGCAGUGUCAUUGCAGUAUUUGAGAUGUAAAUAAGUUUGCUCCUCAUAUAUUCUUAGAACAUUGUAGGCUAUUAAGAGUGCUAACUAGAUGGGUGCAUAUGAAUGAGAGGUUAAUAUGCCAUUAUUGUACUUUUACAAUACUUUCCCGCUCUUCUUAAUGAUUACUGAUGAAUGGCGGGCUUGGUGUAUACUGGAAAAUGGGUCAAGCAUACAAGGUGCUAAUGCACAAAAGAUGGGGGAAAAUAAGUCUCCCAUCAUUUAUUUUGAAUGACUUACUACUUAUAUUGGUGUAACAUAUUGGCAAAUUACUAAAAUGGUUGUUUGCCCUACUCCCUUGGGGCAAAUAAUAUUUGAUAAACACAAUAUCAAAACUUAAUGUAGUAAUGUGAAGUACCAAUUUGGCUUUUGGGGCUGUGUGUUGUUUCAUUCAGAAUCGGGCUUGAGUUCUAAGCUUAAGUUGAGCUAGGCAAUCUUAGGCGGGUUGUUGAAAUGUUAACCCACCCUCCUUGCCUCAAACCGAAAAGAAAAAAGAAAAGCUGGAUUACAUGAAGUUUCACUUACCUCGGUCAUGUGCUUUUUAGUUUUAUCUAUAAUGCUUGUAAAUUAUUUUGGUCAGAUGCAAACGGCAAAUGUUAAUCAGACCAUGCCCCCACCCCAAUCUUGGGGCCCCUCUUCCCAAGGUUUUUCGAUGAACACUGGUGGUGGAUCUGGUUUUGCGCCUGAUCCUCAAUACAUGCAGCCUCCACGUCUAUUUGACUAUCCACCAGCAGACUUGCCUCCUAUGGACAAGCAGCCUCAUCAGUGUCCUCCUGCUUAUGGAAGAGGUGUGUUUAUGGGUGUUAACAUGAGUACAGCCACAACAAAGGUGAUAUUCUUUGCUUAUCUUUAUUUUUUGCUGUAGAUAGUGUAAGAAGGGAAUAUUUCCCAAUGGGAUGGGUGCACUAAACUUUUUUUCCCUCUUGAUAACUCACUUUUUUUUUUUUUUUCCUCAUUUUAUUUAUUUAUUAAAAAUGAUAUAAGUACUUCAUUUUUCUAUCUUACCUAGUCCAAAUGCUAAAAUGAGUAAUGGAAAUCCAAAUAUUAAUCAACAGUGGAAAGUUACUAAAUUAUUUUUCACGUCACAGUUGAUUGAGUUGUCAUUUUGAUUUUUACUAGUGAAAUGAUGACCUAAUUUCAUUACCUAUUUUAUGCUAAAUAAGACUGUCCUUUACAAAUUCCCAGGUGGGUGUGAGCUUGAGGCCAAGGUAUGAUUUUUCAAAAUUAUACCGUACCAAAAAAGGUUCUUUAAACUAUUUAUUUGGUAAAGGUUUUACACGCCCAAUGGUAUAACUUCCCUACCCUCAAAAAAAGAGGGGCGUGGGAAAUGUGUGUGUGAGUACUUACCUGAUAAAAAAAUAUAUAUAUAUAUGCUUUUAUAUGGACUGCCUUGGGGGAGACCAUCCUGUUUCACAAGGCAGCGUGUUACAUGUUCAAUUAGUAAUCUGCCCUUCCCCACUCCCUUCUUUCCCCUUUCCCCUUUUCCUGGUGGCACAAUUAUGCAAGUACUUCCAGUAUUUAUGUGUCUAAAGCAGUUUACAGUCUUACACACCAAAACUGACAGUAGGUUGUGUUGAUAUACUUGUAUUAAAAGAUUUAUGAUUUGAGAAUUAUUAUCUAUGUAUAAAUAGUUGAGAAAGCCCACAACUGGAUGAAAUUGGAAAUUUAGUAAAUCUAAUGUUGAUAUUAUUUCUGGGGCAAAUGCAAAAUGUUCUGCUAGACUAUAUCACACAUUUGCAAAUAACUCCCUAUAGUGUGUGUGUGUAUAUAUAUAUAUAUAUUUUCUUUUUAACAAAAAAUAAAAGAAAAAAGAAAACUAAACUACAAAAGAUUUGCAGAGACCUAGGGAUGGCAAUGGGGUGGGUUUGGGACAGGUUGACCUAAACCCUACCCUGCCACAUUUGAUCAGAGAGUUUCCCAUACCCGUCCUGAAACUGGGUCGGGUUUCAUAGUUAGAUCCCAUCCCCGACCAUUUAAAAAUGAAAAAAACACAAGAUUCUGAUCUCAAAACUACUGCAUGUUGCACUUUUAUCGGCCUUUGAGCUGCUCUAUCUGUCAUACUCAAAUUGCAUUUGCAUCAGCUAGAAUUGCAUAUAGUAGUACAACCAAUCUCUACAAAUUUGGUGUAAUCUCACUAUUGAUCUCUUACCUUAUGGUUUUGUACUUUAUGUUGGAAUCUAACCAUGCCAUGUAGUUCAAAUGCUGUAGGAAAAACAGGCAAUGAGUGAACUGACUGCUGAUAUAUUAUUAAGUGUGGUGUAUUAUGUGAGUUUGCUGUAGGUAAACAAGACAUGAAGCCCAACAGCAAUUGGUAGUGGUAUGUAUUUAUCCCAACCAUGGGGCAUUUGUCUGGAGCUUCCGCGUGACCACAAUUGUAGAAACGACAUAAAAUGGUGUGAGAUGUUAAAAACUCCAUUAGUUAUAAACGGAAGUGAUGUGAUGAUUCAAGGGGCAAAUGCUGCCAUUUGAAAAGUGAACAGUAUGCUGAUUCUGUUGGAAGUGGAUGGAUUUUGUUGGAUAGCAAAAAUUGAAGGCAGCAAGGUGAUCAGUCACUUGUAUUGCCAUGGCGCACCGAAAGUGACAUAAUGAGAAGCUACCCAAGGAGGUAACUUAUUUGGGCAAACUUUAGAGUUUAGAGUCAUGUAUUAGGAACGGUACAUGACUUAUUUGGAAUAAUUUGCGGUUGAAAAAAUCAAUUAUUAUUAUUAUUUUCUCCUCUC
This is a messenger RNA of Cornus florida, 6167 nucleotides long. Its product is annotated as putative pentatricopeptide repeat-containing protein At1g12700, mitochondrial. Lineage: Eukaryota; Viridiplantae; Streptophyta; Magnoliopsida; Cornales; Cornaceae. The record is from RefSeq and is a predicted model, not a curated record. Gene Ontology annotation, molecular function: protein binding. Bases 442 to 2286 code for a protein of 614 amino acids. The transcript is spliced from 3 exons.